Effrenium voratum is the source of this 1128-nucleotide messenger RNA. The record is from the annotation of a GenBank genome assembly. NCBI's taxonomy places the organism in Eukaryota, Dinophyceae, Suessiales, Symbiodiniaceae.
AUGGAUACCAUGAAGAUGCUGGAAGACCCUCUCUACGCGCGGGAGGUGGUGGCUUACACCAAUGCGGUCAAGGCGGCUGCGCAGCACCUAGCGGACGAAGAGGUGCAGUAUGCUUUUACCUUCGCCAUGUCCUUCGGCGCCACACGGUAUCCCAACAUCGUGAUGAAGUGCGGCGGCCUCCAGGGCGUCCUUGCCGCGAUGGCGCGAUAUCCCAAGAACGAGCGGCUGCAGGCAGAGUGCUGCGAAACGCUUCGCAACAUUGCGGAGAUGCCUGACGGUGCCGACACGCUGCUGGAAACCAACGCUAUGGAGGCAGUCCUGGAUUCCAUGCGCAUGAAUGCGCAGGCGGAGUGGGUGCUACAGGAAGGCUGCGGCUUCAUUUGCCGGAUGAUCACGGAGCCGAGGAUGGGGAAGCUGAAGGACAAAGCGGUGGCCGUAGCGACCUUUGGAGGCUUCAUGGCCAUAGGCAUGGCCAUCAGUUCCAACCCCCAGCUGAAGGAGCGGGCCGUGCACAUGGCGUUCUUCAUGCGAGCCAACCCGCUCCUGGGCAUGGCUUUGCACGCCGUGCUCUCAACAGCAAUCACUGUCUCUGGCAUCCCCUUCUCCCUGGUGGAUUUGGGCGCCUCCUGGGUGUAUGGAUUCCAGACGGCGAUGUGCAUGCUGCUGGUUGCCAAGACGCUUGGCAGCAUCCUGUGCUUUCUGGUGGCACAUAGCCUGCUGCCACUGAAGCGCAAGGAGAGCAUCAUGGCGCACCCCACCGUGGCGCGGGUGGACCGAAUCCUGUCGGAGAGCCCGAUCUACUACGGGACGCUGUUCCGGCUCGCCCUGAUGCCUGCGUUUGUGAAGAACUAUGGCCUGGCCCUCUUGAACAUCAGGUUCAAGCACUACAUCACCUGCUGCCUCUUGGGCUCGUGCUUCGGCGUGCCAGCGCAAGCCUACCUGGGAUCCCAGCUGGGUGACAUCUACUUGGGUUUGCGGGACGCAGAGGCGGUGGCCCAAUCCGACCCCCUGGUACUGCUGGGAGGCAUCGCGCCAGCCUUGGCGAUGCUGGUGUUGAUGCCCACCGUGGCCAAGGUGCUCCUAGGAAGCGAUGAGAAGGACAAAGACAAGGCAGACAAGGCUGAGUAG